ACUUUUAUAUUUAUGCAAUUGCACCCAAAGGGGAUAUAAUCCUGUGUGACAAGUUUCAUUUUUCAACAAUUAGAUUUAGCCAUAUCGGACAACCCACAUGGUAGCAUGUACUUGUACUAGCACAAAUUUUUGAAACGUGGCAAAAUCCCACAGGUUGAACCGGUUGGUACUGUGAUCUGUUUUGUAUAGGAAUUGUAAACGACUCCCCUCAACAACACUUUACCAACCAAUAUGAAAGCUUAGACGGCACCUAAGGCAAUUGAUUUAAUAAGUCUCUUGGAUCCAACAGAAACAUGGCCAUUAAGUCAACAACCAAUCAGCUCCCAUUGAAGAAAAAAAUUUUAAACAAAGCCAACAAAAAAAUAAUAAUAAUACACCCAAAGCCAAAGCAAUGGGAAUAAAGGAUAAGGAGAUGGACACAGCAACCUUCCAUGUCCUCUACUUUCCAUCCCUUCCCCUCUAAGCCCACUCCCACUCCCACUUUCCUUCUCUUUCUCUUUCUUCUUUUUUCUUCUUUUAAAUACAAACUUGAAAUAAAACAAACUUGUUUCAAAGAUUAUUGAACAUGAGUUCUUCAGCUAGCACCCCAAAUCCUUGGUCACCCUAUGAUACUUAUAAAGAUUGUUCACAAGGAAUUUGUAGCAUAUAUUGUCCGCAAUGGUGUUAUCUCAUUUUCCCACCACCUCCUCCUUCUGGCAUUGAUGAUGGUGAUGAUUCUGGAGCUGAUUUCUCACCUCUAAUUAUAGCAGUAAUUGGCAUCUUGGCAAGUGCAUUUAUCUUGGUAAGUUACUAUACUAUCAUCUCAAAGUAUUGUAGACGGCGCAGACAGGAUCAGACAAGCUUAGAGUUCAAUGAAAGUAGGGAGGAAAUGAAUCAUGAUGGGUGGCAAGCUGGUUCAGAAGGGUUAGAUGAAGGUCUUAUUAAAUCUAUUACAGUUUGUAAGUAUAAGAAAGAUGAUGGUUUAGUUGAAGGAACAGAUUGUUCUGUUUGUUUGAGUGAGUUUCUUGAAGAUGAGAGUUUGAGAUUAUUGCCGAAGUGUAACCAUGCUUUUCAUGUUCCUUGUAUUGAUUCUUGGUUAAAGUCUCACUCUAGUUGUCCCCUUUGCCGUGCCAAUAUUGCAUCCAUCACCAAUUUUUUGCCUCAUCAAGCCGCGCAGGCGACAACCAUCCAGGAAGCUCCCCGGAAUGUUGGUGCAUCUGCAUUGGAAUAUCAGCAAAGAAAUGAUGUUGUUACAGUGAUCCAAGAUUUGGAAAGUGGUGUUAGAGAUGAGGCUGUGGUUAGCCUUGUUGUUGGUGAUGAUGUUCCAAAAACAGCAGGUGAAGAUGUUGGUGAUAUGGGGAAUGUGCAAGAAAGUUGGAGCAUGACAGAAAUUAGACAGGAUGGGAAUGGAAUCCAACCAUUGAGAAGAUCAUUUUCAAUGAGUUCUUCUUCUUUGUUUCAAGGCCAAGUCCUGUCCGUUGCUGAUAUAUUACGCAUUAAUGAAGAAGAUGAGGAUCUCCAAGUGGAACAUCAUUUGCAAUCAUCAAUGGGUAUUGGAUCCUCAAAACAAGUUGAUGGAGAAUAUUGCAAAUCAAAUUACAGAAGUGGGGUUUUCAAUUUGGUUAGAAGUCCUUUAGCAAUGAAGAGAUCCAUUUCAACAGGAAGAUUUAUGUUCCCCAGGUCUGAAAAAGAGAGAAAUUAUAUGCUCCCCAAUUGAAAAAGUCAAAUUUUCUGUGUAUAACAACCAGGUUUUUAUUUUUUAUUCCUCUGUAACAUAUUAGACUCACACAGUAAAGAUCUCAGAUUUAUAAAUUUGGACUGAUCAGAUCAGAUUCUUAUAUUUGCUUAAUCCAUUCUCCUUUAUGGUAUCCUAUCCUACAAAUU
Molecule: messenger RNA, 1863 nt
Organism: Durio zibethinus
Lineage: Eukaryota; Viridiplantae; Streptophyta; Magnoliopsida; Malvales; Malvaceae
Product: RING/U-box superfamily protein
Biological process (GO): protein ubiquitination
Molecular function (GO): transferase activity
Source: RefSeq, a predicted model, not a curated record